Molecule: messenger RNA, 1637 nt
Organism: Blastomyces gilchristii SLH14081
Lineage: Eukaryota; Fungi; Ascomycota; Eurotiomycetes; Onygenales; Ajellomycetaceae
Exons: 2
Coding region: 443-1390 (315 amino acids)
Source: RefSeq, a predicted model, not a curated record
ACUAAAAGAGCUGAACCGAAGAAACAGUCACCUGAGACCAACCCAGAAACAUCAUAGGCCUAUCACUCAACAAUUUCUCACUGAGCUAAACAAGGGCUGUGAACCUGUUCAGUUUGCUCCUGACUUUCUCCAUGAUUGUGCCCCCAGUUGUUUAAAACAGAUAAAGGGGAUUUCCAGACUGAGAGAACCUGACCUGUCCAACCUUAGAAAUGUAUGUAACUACAAAUCCACGCACACACAUCCGUGCUUACAAUUUUAACCCAGUAUCCCAAACCCGAAAAUUUCCGCGAUCAACCGAUGAACUCAAACAAAUCAAGGUCUUAUAGUAGAAAGCAGCGCGCGGAAUCUCCUCCAUCAUCACAAACUGGUGAUAUCAAAGGCACCACAAGAACCACAAGCACCACAGCCUAUAGUCAGAACUUCCAGCAGAACCUAAUCAAUCAUGGAGUCUAUCCACCGGAAUAUAGCACAACCAAGAGCUUCACUUUCACCCUCAAAGCUUUCUGAAGAUUGCUUUGAAGGCUUCCGAGAAGCAGACACAUAUGCAUCUAAGGAGAAACCAGUUACAAAUUCAGUUGUACCCAUUCUUGAUGACAAUGUUGAAGACCCUAAAUGUGUUGGAGGGGAUUACCUCUUUGAGAAUCUUGCUCCUUUGACUGAUGGCAUGCUGGCUCAGGCCAAACCAGAUCACUUCUACAGCGCGCGUCCUGAACAGCUUGAUUGUCAAAUCUGCAACGAACUUAGUGACCAUAUCAUUCCAUCAACACAGGAUGACCUUCCAAUGGUACCAAACUUCUUUUUGGAAGCAAAAGGCCCCGAUGAAUCCUUGGCUGUGGCUACAUGGCAGGCUUGUUAUGAUGGCGCACUAGAAGCUCGGGGUAUGCACACUCUCCAGUCAUACCAACAAGACAGAUCAAGAUCAACUUACGACAACAGUGCUUACACUCUUAUGUCGAUUUAUCAUGGCGGUACACUGAAGCUGUACACAACUCAUCUCACUGAGCCCGAAGGCCCAGGCCAUUGCCCUGAGUAUAUUAUGACCCAACUCAAUACUUGGGGCAUGACUGGGAACUUGGAAACGUUUCAGCAAGGAGCAUGCGCAUAUCGAAAUGCUCGGGACUGGGCAAAGGAAAAGAGGGACGAAUUUAUUAGGACAGCAAAUGAAACGCACUCAAAGGCUCAAUCUCAGCUUCUUCAUUUGACAUCUCAGAGCCAGACGGCUUCCGAGGCAGCUCCUACCGUGAACGACUCUGAUGUAUCGAUGUUGUCUGAGUAUUCGAAUGCGCAAUGGAGCUUUGCAGCUACAACUGAAGAAGGGGAAGAAGAGAUUCUAAACAGAAAUUCCAAGAAGCCGAGAGUUAGUUCCAUUGGUCAAGGGGAGGGCUCGUAGUUAUCCAGUUGUGUUUUGCAACGGUGUCUAACAUAUCGGAACUGCCGCCAGUGGUUGCUGCAAGAAUGUGAUAAGUGUGACCUGAUGAUGAAAACGAAUCGCCGUCGAUUGAGAUAUCAAGGGAAAUGUGCCAAGAUCUGAUUGAACAUGCUAUGGAAAGCGAACAGCAGCGGAUUGGUCUCUUAAGUAGAUGGCAAGGAGAAGUGAGCGGCAUACAAAUUCACGAGGAGUGUCUAUGACAUAUGGA